Molecule: messenger RNA, 4342 nt
Organism: Thrips palmi
Lineage: Eukaryota; Metazoa; Arthropoda; Insecta; Thysanoptera; Thripidae
Gene: TP53INP
Product: mucin-1
Exons: 5
Coding region: 410-1504 (364 amino acids)
Biological process (GO): positive regulation of DNA-templated transcription; autophagosome assembly
Cellular component (GO): nucleus; autophagosome
Source: RefSeq, a predicted model, not a curated record
AAGCAAGCCAGUCAGUGACCAAUCCACCGCCAAGCGCGCCAAGCAGACGGAACCCCUUCCAAGCCAGAGGAGAGCCUUCUCGGCCGCCACCGCGUUCUGCUGCACCCGGUGCACUGCGUUAGCGUUUCGCUCGCGUCGUUUCCUUCUGAGAGAGUGUGCCGGUUUGGACGAUCGACACCGUGCGUCCGGGACCGUCGUGCCACUUUACGGUGUGCCGCCAAACAAACUUACAGUGUACCGAACAAACUCAGAGUGCGCGAAACAAACUGCAGUGAACUGAACAAAGUGAACGAAAGAAACAAACUUACAGUGUACUCAAAACAACGUGCGGACUGCUAAGAGGGACCACGCCAGGAUUUGAAGGUUUAAACAAGAAAGGGCGCGCGUCGGAAUCGAGCUCGUUUUUGAAAUGUCAGCAGGCGGCUGGCGUGCCGGCGACGACGAACGCGCUACCCGCGGAAUGAUCAAGAUGCUGAACAGCCUGGCCAGCUACCUGCUCGGGUACCCGGGCUCUUCGUCCCCCGCGGCGGCGGCGGCCACGUCGCCGAGCCGCGCGGUCGAGGGUGAUGCCACCAUCACCGUCGACGUGCCCAGCGCCGACAGCGCGGCGCUGCCUGGCGUCGAUGUGCGGCUGAGCGCCGUCGAGGCUGACGACGACUGGCUUCUCGUCGACCGGACCGACGAUGACUGCCCCGAGGGCUCGGCCUCGGCCGCGGUCACCGUGCCGGCGGCCACCGCGGCCGCGAGGCUGACGCUGGCCGUCAGCACCACCUCCUACCACUGGCCCGACAGCGACGACGUCGCGGCCGCGUCAAGGCCCCUCGAGGAGUCCUGGUUCGUGACGCCGCCGCCCUGCUUCACCUCGGGCUCGGUGCCACUGGAGACGUCCCCGCUGGAGAACCUGCUCAUCGAGCACCCCAGCAUGUCGGUGUACCACCGGUCCGCCGCGCCCGCGGCCGCCGCCACGCCGCUGUCCAGCUCCGUGGGGGCGUCGCCCCCCGCCAGGUCCCCACAGAGGGGUUCCGCGGCGUCGGCGCACGCCGCCGCGCUGAGGCGGUGCCGCCAAGGACCCGCCAAGCAGGGCAACCAGGGCAGCAAGCAGGCCGCCGUCGCGGCCGAGACUUCGGCCCCGCCAAGAACUGCCUCCCCGUCCGGCGCCUCGAGCCCCGCCUCCGGCCCCUCGGGCGCGGCGGCCGUCGCCGUGGAGCGGGGCGCGCACUCGCCCACGCGGUCCAGCAGCCCCAACCCCGCGCAGACCACGGCGGUGCAGGCCUCGCCCAGAAGGCCCAACGCCUUCUCUCCCUACCAGCAGCAACAGCAGCAGUCUGUCCAGUACCGCACGGCGCAAAAGCUGGUACAACGGGCUGCGUGCCAGCAGCUCAAGCGCGACUCCCUGGAGCGCAACAACAAGGCUCGUGAAAUUCGCUCGUCUCGCAACAAGCGACAGCGCCGCAGUGACCACAUGCAGCACCACUCUGGUGCCAACAAUAACCGCAAGUGCUAGCCCAGAGCACGCGGACCAUGAUCUCAACACAACCACCGAGUGUACGUAAGAAUGUUGCCUCAAAUAGCCCAGGUACUGAUCAUGCAAAACUAUAGUGGCGCCAACUUGUUUCUUUGGAUCAAAGUUAUUGUUGUGAAUAUUUGUUACGUUCUAGUCUUGAGUACAAGCUAAUGACAUGGACAGACCAGAGACCAUGACCCAUCAGCUUAAAUUUACCAAUGGAUCAACUCAUGUGAUUCAUCGUUUUCUGUAUUCCUCUUUCCUUCAUGAGAAGGAGGGUUUUGAAAGCCAGAUCAGUACCUUGUUAUUUGUUACAAACUUGAAAGGGCAGAUGAAAGUGAAUAAUUCAUUAAUCAUUAUAAAACAACAAAAAAAAAAUACAAAUUGCCUUUAUGGUCACUGUGCAGAAUGAAUAGGAAUCUAUUCAAUAAUGUUGUGACUGACUAAUAGGGAAAAAGUUUCAAAAAAGUUGAUUUUUCUUUUUUUGACUUACCAAAAACGGCAUGAUCUUAGAGCUAAUUUUGAAUGGUCAUUUAAUUAAAUGAGAAGGUAACUGGUUCAGGCAAAAUUUUGAAGACAACUUGUUUUGUGCAUGGACCAAUGAAUGUCACAUAACAAAUAAUAUAUUUGAAGCAUCUUUCGAAUAAAGAAAAGAGGACACUUUGGCAGAAAGGAGGGAAAAAGAGGAAAAUACUUCAUGAGGCAAGAAAGCUUUGGCAUAGGCCUUUACCUAAGCUAGAUGCUGAUGAGUAUUCAAUGUCCGAUAGGAACUAAAUGGAUUCCUAAACUUGGGAACCUCUUUACAUUUAAAAUCGACGUUGAUAUCAUACUUUGACUGAACUUCGCGAAAAGUUCAAGAAGAGUAGAAAAACAAGAAAAUUCCCCGGGACGCUCACUAAAUUAUUAUUAGGACUAGCACAUUUUAGCAACUAAGAAACUAAGCUAACCGCUUUGCUAGCCAGUAGAGAGUGACUCACGUGCUCACAACAUUCAUCAUUUUUACAGUACGUUUAGAUAUAAAAUUUGGUGAGUAGCACGAGCGUUUCUAAAAUUUUUAAAACUUACUAAGUGAUUAAGAUUUGGAUUUUUAAGAACUGCUAAUCAAAGCACUACUAAUAUCUUGAGUACAGUUUAAUUUUGCUACAGAGCUAUCAAAGCACAGUAAAUUGUCUCAAGAUAUUUAUCAACACAUGGCAGUUCAACUUUAGGCCUCAUUUCUUCCACUUUUCCCUCUUAAUUUAUGCGAAUUAAUAGAUGAACAGCAAGAUCAGCUUGAAACUAUUCUUUCUCAACCCUUUUGCUUCUCAAGUACACUUGAUAGUGCUUGUGUAACCUCCUGCCUCAAUUGAGGAGUAUUUAUCUUCUUUCUUGUUUUGGUGUGUAUAAGAGAAACUGCAUGAAAAGCAGUGCUAUUUUUUAAUAUGAGUUAUGUAGAACCUAUUUUAUAGUUUUUAAGUUUGCUUUGAUAUACUUGUUUUGUUUUUUAAUUUGUUUAAAAUGCUGGGUACCCAACAGCAGUCCACAAGAGGAAAUUGUAGGAUGUACUGCAACAGUGAUAAUUUGUAAUUUUGACAGCAGUGGUAUUUUAUGGUUUGAAUGAUUUAGAUCCUUAGUAUUUAAGUUUGCCUUGAUACUUUUUUUUUCUUUUAUUUGUUGAAAAUUGCUGGGUACCCAAUGGAGCAGUUCACAAGAGAAAAAUGUAGAAUUUGAACAGGUAUGUAGCUGGAGGAGCUCCCCCUUCAGUUCAAUGUGACAAUGAUAAUUUGUAAUUUUGCCCAACUGAGAAAAGAAUCAAAACCAUGAGUUACAUGGGUUUUGUUCCCCCACCCCCUUGUUUUUUGUUACCUUCAGUAUUGGAAAGCAUGUCAAAGAAUUUUAAUAUGGACCUUGCUGUUAAAAAAAAAGAUGUAGUAUACUAGGUCAUCCAUCUCCUUGCCCAGCAACAGCCAAAAGCCAAAAUACUAGAUCUAGCCUAGCCUGGUUUGUGAUAUCAUUAACUGUCAUUGUAAUUAGCUUUCACAAAGUCCUUCAAACAAAUGAAGGACCAUGUCAUCUCAUUAUGUUUUAUAUAGAUGUAAGCACACCAUUCAAUGUGACAACUUUUCUAUUAAAUGAUUCUACAAGUAAAUCUUUUAAAAGUUGAUAUACCAAAUCUUGCUAUAUAGAAAACUGUCCAGCUGGAGAGUUACAUUCAAAAUCACAAGCAGCAUAUUGGGAAAUAGUCUACCAGUGUGGAUGGCUUAUGUUAUUACAAUAAGAAAAUAUUAAGUCGUAGUACUUAAACAAAAAUAGUCUGAAAAUUACCCUCAAGUCUCACAGUGGUAGGUCCUGUCCCCAUGUGCAAGUGCUUUUGAAUAGAAAUUUUCUCUGGCGCAAAAUGAUUUAUAAGCUCUAUGAGCCUUGACCUUCUGUACAGGGAGUGAAAGAAUGCAAGGAUGCAUGUGUGAAAGAAAAGAGAACAGAGGCAUAAAAUAGCAGCUCAGAAACUGAGAGGUGUUUACUUUUCUGCUUUCAUUACAUUUGUGUUUCAUAACUGGGUACUUAGGACAAAAUGUGAAAAAAAAUGAAGUGUCUGGAUGACGAAACAAAACAGUUUAGAACAUGAAUAGGACAUAGGUUUUAGCCUCUCUAGGUGAGUGAAUGAGUUGUGUUGAUAUUAUGGUGCAUGUAAAUGUUAAAUAAGUCCUGUUUAAUUAUAACACUAAGCAAAGGCUAUGUCAAAGAGAUUUCUCUUGCAUCCACUCCACUUCUGUUUUCAUUUUGUAGCAAUUUUCUUUUAAUUAUCUCAUUUUAAAAAGAAAAUGCCUAAGGUGCGUUAUUUAUAAAUCUAACUUCAAU